Penicillium manginii is the source of this 450-nucleotide messenger RNA. RefSeq lists its product as uncharacterized. The transcript has 2 exons. The record is from RefSeq and is a predicted model, not a curated record. NCBI's taxonomy places the organism in Eukaryota, Fungi, Ascomycota, Eurotiomycetes, Eurotiales, Aspergillaceae. Bases 1 to 450 code for a protein of 149 amino acids.
AUGACUCGCCUCAACCUGUCCUUUGUCGCCGCCUUCUUGGUACUGGCUACCUGCGCUGUGUCUGCGCCUACUGGCACCGUGACCCAGCGCGACGAGGGCCACAGCUUCGGACUUGCUAAGACUCUUGGCAACCUGGAGGGCAUCAACAAGAUCAUGGACGGUCUUGACCAAUGGAACGAGAAAGGCAAGCAGGAUGCGGCCGCGAAGGCCCCUGCUGCUGAUACCACCCAGAAGGGUGAUGCAGAGAAGGGCAAGGCUGAGGAUCCCGCUGCUGCUGGGAAGGAGAAUAAGGUCGCAUCUGCCCCUACUCCCACUGAGAAGAACCUCUAUUCCGGCAACUUCGCUACCCCCACCGCGAGUCACACUCACCACCCGUCCUCCGUGCCCAAUGCCCUCGGGAAGCUCCCCGUUGUUGGUGGCCUCCUCGGCGGUACUGGCGGUCCUCUGUAG